AGAGAUGGCUCACGUGGAUGUAGAGGAAGAUGAUGACGACAACAAUAACUUGACAUUAAAUGAAAACUUAAAAUCAGAGAAAAUUAAUGGAAUUACUGAUGCAGAACCCGGGGUUGUUAAUCAGAAAAAUAAUGAAGACCAGCAGUCUGAGAUGAUAGAUAAUAAAUUAACCACUGAUUCUGCAACAAUUGGUGCAUUAAGUACAAAUUCUGAGAUUAACAGUGAAAGUGUGCAUAAAAAAGCUCAAGAAAUUAUCAGAAUGGAUGCAGAAAAUGAUUAUCAGGAAUUUGUUGAGUCGUUGUGGAACACAAGAAUUACCAACAUGAUCAAUGAAAGUGAAUCGGUAAUAACAGGAAAUGAAACUAUAACUAGCAAUGUGCAUUAUAUGCAGCCCGAAAAUGGCGUUGAAAAUGUCGAGGUAAAUAAUACCGUACAGACUUCUAACAGAUCGAAUGAAAUGAUACCGUCACAACAGCAGCUCCAAAUGUCUCAGCCACUGCAAGAUAUCACAAAUUCACAAAUGAUGCGCAAUACAAGUUUACAUCAAUCAGAAGUUAGCCCAUAUUAUAAAGACCUGUAUGCAAGGAGAUUCAUACAACAUACUGAUUCUGGUAUGCCAGGCUUUAAACGCCGUCACUUGGAAACCGAAAUCUAUAUGUCUGAAAAUCGUGAAGAAUGGGACAGUAGCAUGUAUCCGGAGGAGUUGUUCCCCAAAAAAGUAUCCAAAAUUACAGAAAUGCAAACCUUUCAUCCUGCAGUUAAUGAAAUUAUUGACUUAAAACCAAAUUCAGCUCUAUCAGCGUGA
Messenger RNA from Mytilus californianus (California mussel), 805 nucleotides. RefSeq lists its product as uncharacterized. Bases 5 to 805 code for a protein of 266 amino acids. NCBI's taxonomy places the organism in Eukaryota, Metazoa, Mollusca, Bivalvia, Mytilida, Mytilidae. The transcript is spliced from 7 exons. The record is from RefSeq and is a predicted model, not a curated record.